Molecule: messenger RNA, 762 nt
Organism: Etheostoma cragini (Arkansas darter)
Lineage: Eukaryota; Metazoa; Chordata; Actinopteri; Perciformes; Percidae
Gene: fer
Product: fer (fps/fes related) tyrosine kinase
Exons: 7
Coding region: 1-762 (253 amino acids)
Biological process (GO): Fc-epsilon receptor signaling pathway; regulation of mast cell degranulation; protein phosphorylation
Molecular function (GO): protein tyrosine kinase activity; ATP binding
Source: RefSeq, a predicted model, not a curated record
AUGUUUCCUGUGUACUUUCACAUAAGAGCAUCCUGCAGCAGCCUGUGUGAUGUGUUUCCUGUGUAUUUUCACAGUAAGAGCAUCCUGCAGGAGUACUGUGAGAUCAGCAGCCUGCUGACGGAGGAGAUCGUUAAGGUUCACCAGGAGAUUUCGGCGGCGGUGGAGCAGAUCGACCAGCUGGCCGAGUACCAGCACUUCAUCGACGCCUACAGGUCAGAAAACACCCGCUGCCUCAGACAGAACCAGUACCGGUUUGAGGGGACCGGGUUCUCCAGCAUCCCUCAGCUCAUCGAGCAUCAUUACUCCACCAAGCAGGUCAUCACCAAGAAGUCUGGAGUGGUGCUGCUCAGCCCCGUCGCCAAGGAUAAGAAAUGGAUCCUGAACCAUGAGGAUGUGGCGCUGGGGGAGCUGCUUGGAAAGGGUAACUUUGGCGAGGUGUUCAAAGGAACGCUGCAGCGCGACAAGAUGGCCGUCGCCGUCAAAACGUGCAAAGAAGAUUUACCUCCGGAACUGAAGAUCAGGUUCCUGUCUGAGGCCAGGAUCCUGAAGCAGUACGACCAUCCGAACAUCGUGAAGCUGAUCGGAGUCUGUACGCAGAGACAGCCAAUCUACAUCGUCAUGGAGCUGGUUCCUGGAGGAGAUUUCCUGUCCUUCCUCAGGAAGAAGAAGGAUGAGUUCAAGACCAAACAGCUGAUCAGAUUCUCCGUGGACGCCGCCGCUGGCAUGGCCUACCUGGAGAGCAAGAACUGCAUCCACAGGUGA